AAGCCGCGAGCUUCUGGAAAAGCCAACAACCAAUCGCGUUCGUGCCCACUCGCCCAGGACUUGAGCUGUGAUGCAUUGAAACUCCCACGAAUUGUCGUAAAACGCGAAACUUUUUGAGUUAAUGACGUUCUCAUGGUGCGUUUCCUGGUUCGCCGGUUGUUGUGUGACGCCUAAACCGUAAGCCGAUCACCCUGGGUCGGCCACACGGAGCAGCUGAGCACCGCUAAGCUCUCGUUAACUCCCGGAAAUGUCCCCCCCGGACAAAAGCGUCCUGCUGCUGCUUUUUCUUGUGCUGGUCGUCCAAGGUCCCGAGGCGAGGGCGGACGAGUGCGCCGAUGUGAGCAACACCACGUGGCGGCAGUACCGCCAGCAGAGGCAGCAGCGGGCGCAGCCGCGGGUUCUCUACCUGCUGAUGACCCGAGAGCGCCCGGGCUGCGCGCAGGCCUUCCACAAGGCGCCGGGGAGCGCCUUCAAUGUCACACGGCCCACCAAGGUCAUCAUACACGGAUACAGGGCCCUGGGCAGUAAGCCUCGGUGGGUUUUGGAUCUGGCCGAGGCGCUGCUGGCGGUGGAGGACGCGAACGUGCUCAUGGUGGACUGGGUCUCCUGCGCCUCGUUCGCGUACAAUCUGGCGGUGGACAACUACAAGGAGGUGGCGCUGUACAUCUCGGUCCUCGUCAACCGGCUGCAGAAAGACGGGUGCAAGCUAGAGUUGUUCCACUUCAUUGGCAUCAGUUUGGGGGCGCACGUGGCCGGAUUUGUGGGAACGCUCUUCGAGGGAAAGAUCGGAAGAAUCACGGGUUUGGACCCGGCUGGUCCCAUGUUUAAGAACGCAGACACCUUCGACCGUCUGGAUCCAUCUGACGCACAGUUUGUGGACGCCAUCCACACCGACUCCGACUACUUCGGCAUCUCCAUCCCGGUCGGCCACGUGGACUUCUUCUUGAACGGUGGAAACGACCAGACGGGAUGCGCACGAUCCCGAUUUGCCUCUGUUUUGGGCUUGUUUCCAGUGUACGGCUAUGUGAUUUGCGACCACAUGAGGGCCCUGCACGUGUACAUGAGCGCUCUGAACUCGUCGUGCACUCUGAGCGGCAUCCCGUGUGACAGCUACCAAAACUUCCUGCAAGGACGAUGCCUCCACUGUGACACCUUCAGGGGAAGGUGUCCCACCAUCGGUUUGUCAGAAAAUUGCGGCGUCACUUCAACUCCCCUCCCCAAGGAGCAGAAGUUGUUCCUCUUCACUACGUCUCUGCCACCUUUCUGUGCUCAUCACAUACUGCUUGUGUUGGAGACUUCUGCUCUCACUAAAAGCGCUGAAGUGGAAGUGACACUGACCACCGGUGACCUGGAGAGACGACGACGACUCUGGCUUCAAACAGAAACAACAGUGUACAGGACGGUGUUGACUCACCCGGUGGUGCUAUGUGAGAUCCACUCCAUCACCCUGAAAAACACGGGCGCCCGCUUCUACCGUCAAAACGACAUCCAUCUCAAGUCCGUCUGUCUGUCCCAGAUGGCCUCACCCACGCACGAGGAGCCACUGUGCGUGAACAACAUCAACAUUCGACGAGGAUCUCCGUGGUCACAUGACUUUGUGCAGGUGUGCAGCCUCUUCUGAAGCCCCCUCCAGAGACCAAACGUAGAAAAUGCGAGGGCAGCAAAAAAGCGGAACGGCGCGGAAAAGUGGAGUAGGCCAACAUUAGCGUGUUUUUUUUUUUUUUUUUUUUUUUAAUAAUGCGUUUCUAGCCAUGCACCCGCAAAUUACUGAAUGCAUCAAUUUCAUCCAAGAGGAGACUGGGGGUAGUAACAAAACAGGGCACUGCAGCCAAGUGGAGACUGUUGAGUAGGAUAAGUUACCAUGUGUGUUUAUUGUUCUCAUUUCACAUGCAUUUACAUACUGUAAAAAAAUUUUAAAAUUUUUUUUUAAAAAAUAAUAUAUAUAUAUAUAUAUAUAUAUAUAUAUAUAUAUAUAUAUAUAUAUAUAUAUAGCCUGUACAUGAAGCAUUCCAGGAAGUAGACAGUCACAAAACAACAUUUUCACUGCACAGAAGCUUUAUGGAGAACAGUUGGCCCCUUGUGGUAAUAAAUCAACCAUAAUUGGAUAAUUUCAACUUAUAUCGGUGUAUAUUCAAUAUUAAUAGUUAAAAACAUGCUAAUGGAUAACUGCAUUAACACAUUUUUAACUUAUUUACAGAGGAAGCACUUCAUUUCUCUAAUUUCUGAACAGAACCAAAAAAAAUGUGGUCCGAAUAGUGAAAGUCUUAAAAUAAGUCAAAAGACAAAAUGGCGUUGUCAGAGUUUGGGAGUGUCGGUGGGAGCUAGCGGCGCUCGACUCCUCUGGAAGCGACCUGCUCCUCCACCCAUGGCGCCCCCUGUCGAGACAAAUAGGAAUCAAAUACGACUGUACACAACAACGGGAAAUCUGUCACUUAAUGGCGUCCAUUUUGCUGACGCAUUAAAAACCCAAUCAGGAAUUCAAAAAUCUGAAUACUGUGAAGAAAUCUGCCCAAAUUUUGCAGGCCAUAAAUGUUUUAAACUAAGUGUCACACACUAAUCACCUCCUAAACUCAAAGCAUCUGAACAGGUUUCCCAAGGUGUCAUUAAAUUGCUUCAGUUUGGUUCAAUUGUCUCAGUUGAGUUCAAUAUGGGGAAGACUGCAGACUUGACAACUGGCCAAAGACCAUCAUUGAUACCCUCCAUAGGAUAGGUAAACCACAAAAGUUCAUAGCUAAGGAGGCUGGCUGUUCACAGAGUGCUGUGUCCAAACAUAUCAAUGGAAAGUCUAGUAGAAGGACAAAAUGUGGCAAGACAAGAUGCACCAGCAAAAGAGAUGACCGUGGGCUUCAGUAGAUUAUCAGAGUGGAAUGAGGUGGGAACCACAUCUUAAAAAAAACACACACACAUUCAGACACAACCACAACUACUCCGCAACAACUGUCGGGUUCCUCGGGUCAAGCCACUUCUGAGCCAACGUAGGAAGCAUCUCAACUGGGCCAAGGAGAAGAAGGACUGGACUGUUGGCUAGUGGUCCAUGGUCCUCUUUUCCGAUGAAAGUAAUGUGUGCCUUUCAUUCGGGACUCAAGGUCCAAGGGUUUGGAAGGUCAUGAUUUAGGGUGCAAUGUCUAGUUUAGGUGUUGGUAAACUCUGCUUUCUGAAACCCAAGGUCACGUAACAGUCUACCAGAAUGUUUUAGAGGACUUCAUGAUUCCUUCUGCUGAUGAUCUGUAUGGAGAUGCAGAUUUUAUCUUCAAGCAGGACCUGGCCCCUGCCCAUACCGCCAGAAGCACCAAAACCUGGUUUGAUGCCCAUGCCAUCAAAGUGCUUGACUGGCCAGCCAACACGCCGGAUCUACAGUAAACCCCAUUGAGAAUCUAAAGGAGGAAAAAGAGGAAAGAGGAAAAUGAGGGGCACCAGACCCAAAAACAAAGACGAACUGACAGCAAGCAUCAAAUCUGGCCUUCCAUAACUCCCAGGCAAUGCCACAGGCUGAUUACCUCAUUGCGAUGCCACAUCCAGGCAGUGAGUAAAGCAAAGGGAUUCCCAACCAAGUAUUUAAGAGUAACAUAUCACUUUGAAAGUACCAUAUUUUGAUAAAUGUAAUGUGACCCUAAUGUCUUUUUCUUCCGACAAAAGCUGUAAAAUUGUGAUUCCCCCCCCCCCCGCCCCCCCACAGUAUUCAAAUGUUUUGAAAUCCUGAUUUCGUGGCUUUUAUGACCUGGAAGCCCAAAUUAUGUAAAAAUAAACAAAUAAAUAGUUGAAAUUGUUAAAAUUGUGGGCCCUGAAUCUAUAAUCUAUGAACGUUUAACUUUUUGAAUGGAAUUAUGGAAAUAAAUAAACUUUUCCAUCAUAUUAAUUUUUUUUGGAAAAGGUCUGUGUGUGUGUGUGUGUAUAUAUAUAUAUAUAUAUAUAACACACACACACACAUACAUAUAUAGACAGUGCCGUGAAAAGGUAUUGGCCCCCUUCUCAAAUUUUAUUUUUGCAUAGUUUCCCCCACUUUAAUUUUUAAGAUCAUCAAACAAAUGUAAAUAACUGACAACUAUAACCCAGGUGAACUUAAAAGGCUGAUUUCAUUUAUUAAGGAAAAAAACAUAUUACUAAUAUAUGUAAUUUGUUAGUGUUAAAGGUGGCAUCCAUGCACACAAAGUAGCCAGGCGACACACCACCCCCUACCCAAGUGCAGUACUUACAUGUAUCUUAAGCGGGUGAGCCAGUGUGUUAGCUCCGGACCCCCUUGCGCCCCCUCUACCUCAAAUAAUCCCUCUCACUGCCAUAGUCUGUUAAGGAUCCCGCCACGUCAGCAAAGUCCUCCAGGACCAGGCUGGUGGAGUCCUCACCAGAAGGCAGCUCCGGGUCCGACGGCCACGGCUGUCCGACAGGGGUCUUAGCCUCGUGUGCCCGGUCCGGGUCCGACUCCAGGCAAAGAGGGCGGUCCGCCCGAUCGGGGGGCCCGCCCUCGCUGCUCUGCGAUGAAGGAGCCAGGACGUGGUAGAGGCUGGGAAGGCGGAUGUCCAGCAGGACUCCGCUCUUGAUAUACAACUUGUUGUUGAGGUUGUACAGCUUCUCCGCGAUGUCGUAGCCAAGCAUGACAGCGAACAGGCGGCACACGUAACGUUCCUUGGACAUGAGGGAGAAGAGGCGCCGGCGGCGCCACGACACGUAGCGACAGUCCUCCUCCGCCAUCAAAGUAACCUGAAAGCCCCAAAAAACUGCUUUACAAAACACAAAGCAGGAAAGGAAUAGGACGUUUGGGCUGGUCUUCUGCAAAGGUUGAAUGGAGGCAACUGGACCCUUCUUGUUUGUUGAAGACAUUUCACCUGUAAUCCAAAAGGCCUUUUCAAUUCAAAAUGUUUAAGUGCAGAGUCUAGGGAGGGGUGAAUACCGAUACCAGGUAUCAGCAUUGGGUCAAUACCGGCCUUAUUUCAAGGGAUCGGAUACUUGUGAAGGCUGCAGACACCAGCCGCCGACACUUGGGGCAAAGAAAUCCAACAUCGAGUCCUUCUCGGCAGUAGUUGGCGUUACACUGCGCCAGUUUUAGCUGUCAUUUUAUUAAUUAAAACUGUAUGAAAUAAUUAGAGGUAUCGGGACUCUGUAUCGGUGAGUACUUGAGUGAAUACUCAUCCUAGUAUCGGUCUGAAAAAAGUGGUAUCGAACAUCCCUAGUGGACUCCCCCCUAUUUAUGUCCCUGUUGGGGGUUGUCAAAAUAGGGCUGUUGUUGCCCAGCGUGGCUGGUGAAUAACCAACCUUUAUACCAACUGGUCGUGAACCUGCCUGCUGGACAAACAUCGUAUUAGUGGCCACUCUUCCCAUGGAAUGAGACAUUUUCCAAGGAAUUUAAUUUAGAAAAAGGAAAAUUACAUAUUUUUGAAGAGCAAAAAAUAUUAUUUUCCAUUAAAACAAUACUCUUCAUUUUUUUUUGUAUGUCAGUUUGCCAAUAAUUCUUUUUUAGUUUUAUAAAUAUUCAAAAGAAGUAUUUUUUGAAGGAAACAAGCAAUAAUUUUCCCAGAACAAAAAUGUGAUUUUUUUUCCCCCCCAGAAUUGUUUAAUUUUAAUAUUUUUAAAAAAGCAUUUUAUAAAGGAAAGAAGCUAAAUUCUUUUCAGGAAAGAAAUACAUUUUCAGAAGAAAAAAAAUAAAUAAAUUCAGAAAAGUUGAAAACAGGAGAAAGAAAUAUAAUUUUAAAAAAUUAGAUUUUCAGAUGAAAAGAGAAACUCUUUAAAUGAAAAAUAGAUUUUUUUUAAAUAUUUUCCUUUUUCUGAAGAAAGAAGAAACAACAUGCGGUUUAGCAAAAUGUAGCGUGGUGGUACCUGGAACUUUCCAUCUUCAUGGGGCCGCAGGGACUCCCACUCGGGCGAGUCAAGGAACUGGUGUCGGUGGAUGUAGUGCAGGAACUGACCCUCCAGAGAUACGUUGAUCCUGACGUCAAGUGUGACAAGGUUAAAAAGGGAAAGGGAGAUUAGAGCGUUAGAGGUCAAUGGCUUAGUUUAGGUGACUUUCGUCAAACAUUUGCAUAAUGAGCUCCACAGGGGACGAACAAAUACUUUACAUCGCAGUGAAUAUAUAAGCUCCGUUUGUUCCUUUGCCAGAGACUAUGGAUAAAGUCAUCAGGACACUCCUCAGUCGGUGGUAGGAGAUGAGGCUUUAAGAUAAUCCACGAACUAAAACUGGAUCACAUUAAAGAUUCCUCUUUCUCCUUCACAGUUCCAUGUUUCAUUCCAGUUGCUGCAUCCAAUCUAUGUUAUACUUUCUUCUUGGUCACUUUUACCUGAGUUGACCUAAGCAGAAUUCAAGGCUGUUUAAUACAAAAUAGUGAACAAAUACUGAAAACAAGUUCUAAAUUUUCUAGUUUUAGUUUGUUGAGAGAGGAAAAAAAGCUGUUUUUCUAAAGUACUUUCCCAAGGAAAAAAAUCAGCAUUUCUCCCAAAAAAAAGGUUUUAUUCCUAUGAAGGGAAGUAUUUCUUUUAAGUCACAUUUUUCUGAUAAAUGGCAUUUUCUCAUAAAUAUUUUCUUACAGAGAAAAAGUUGCUUUUGAGCCAUUGUGGUUUGGUGGUGUGCCGUGAGAUAUUUCUAAUGUAAAAUGGGUGCCUUGGCUCAAUAAAGGCUGGGAAACCCUG
This is a messenger RNA of Phycodurus eques (leafy seadragon), 6615 nucleotides long. It is a transcript of the gene pla1a, whose product is annotated as phospholipase A1 member A. Lineage: Eukaryota; Metazoa; Chordata; Actinopteri; Syngnathiformes; Syngnathidae. The coding region runs from base 248 to 1621 and encodes 457 amino acids. Gene Ontology annotation, biological process: lipid metabolic process. The record is from RefSeq and is a predicted model, not a curated record. Gene Ontology annotation, molecular function: lipase activity; carboxylic ester hydrolase activity. The transcript has 11 exons.